AAUAUAAUUCAUCCUUAAUGUUUUACUCAGACAUUAUAGACAUUUUUGUUUUCUGGAAGUAAUAUAGAUAUGUCUAUAGUAACGGAAAUAUGGGGUAUCAAAUGAUCUGAAUUGGCUUAUUGCUUUGGAUAAUCGUAUAACUUAUUAGUACUUAUAUACUAGACUUAGGAGCGAAAGCCUUUAUGUGUAACGUGGCUGACUAUACAAUUUCUUAUAUUUACAGUACUUGGGUAUAUCACUUCAACCUUCUAUGGAAGAAUUUCCAGACAGUUUUACUCCAGAAACCUGCGGAAUACUGAAAGGGCUCUUCGAUACAAGGACAAGAAUGCGCCUUGGAGCAAGUGGAAGCGGGGCUGAAGAAGUUAAGAAAAGCAGUUUCUUCAUGAACUUAGACUGGGAGGCCCUCUCGAGAAAAGAGGUGAAGCCUCCAAAAAACAACAGAGUGAACACACAUAAAUUCCUGUUUACAACAGAGCCUGCUUCUACUUUAGACAGUCCUGAAGAGCCAUUAUCAGUAGAGAUUCAAAAAGCAGUCCAAGACGUAUACAAAAACCUUAAAUAGACUGAAGGAAGAACUUACUUAUUAACGUUGGACUAAGAAGACAAGUGGGAGGAUGAGGGCGGAUUGAAGACAGGCUUCUGAAUUUGAAGCCCGUAAAUAAAGAGAAGACUAAGAAGACAAGUGGGAGGAUGAGGGCGGAUUGAUGUGCAAAUGAAAAGAACCGACCUAAGGAUCACAUGUGAUGGAACCGGACUUUAAAAAGAUCCAGAAACAGGAUCCUUUCCUUAGGCGGCCAGGGGUGGCAGAAAACUUACCUGGUAAAAGUAAGAGCUGCAUUUUUAAACAAGAAAUUCUGCAGACAAUUGCACUUUACUCCAGACGUAAACGUAGGAGCGGUGAAGGGGCACCAUCAAACCUGUUGCAUUAGGUGGCAGCAGACGCAGAUGUGCCCGUCACUGAAAAAGUUGUUGAAUUAUACAAGAGGAUAGAUGCCACCCCUAAAGUUUACAAUCUUUUACUGAAUAAACAAUACUUUUUUUUAAAAGUCAA
Xenopus tropicalis (tropical clawed frog) is the source of this 1051-nucleotide messenger RNA. RefSeq names its product serine/threonine-protein kinase akt-2-like. The transcript is spliced from 3 exons. NCBI's taxonomy places the organism in Eukaryota, Metazoa, Chordata, Amphibia, Anura, Pipidae. The record is from RefSeq and is a predicted model, not a curated record. Bases 251 to 562 code for a protein of 103 amino acids.